This is a messenger RNA of Drepanopeziza brunnea f. sp. 'multigermtubi' MB_m1, 1485 nucleotides long. NCBI's taxonomy places the organism in Eukaryota, Fungi, Ascomycota, Leotiomycetes, Helotiales, Drepanopezizaceae. The record is from RefSeq and is a predicted model, not a curated record.
AUGACCCCCCUGCUGGACCCCUGGGCAUCGGCCCAGAAGAGACGUACCAAUUCACACCUGUCCGAUACAGUAGAAGAUAUACUUUCGCCAUGUUACCGAUCCAAUAGGACGCAUCUCCGAUCUAGUACCUACGUCGACCCCCUCGAAAGUCUUACUUCUACCUACAGCACUUUACCUACCUACUACGUACUACGUACUACUAUAUGUACGGUAGAUGGCAAUGGAUGGCAGGGAGGGGCAAUGAUUGAUGGUUUUCGUGGGUGGGAAACUCAGAUGAUAACUCCUUACUGGCGGUCAGGUUACGUAGCAGUAGUAGUAGUAAUGGUAGUAGUAGUAGUAGCAGUAGUAGUAGUAGUAGUAGCAGUAGUAGUAGUAGCAUGCUCCCGGGAUAGCGGACCAGGACCUGCGCUCUUUCGUUUGAGUUUCUCAUCGAAUUUUCCAUUUGGCUCGGCGGCGUCCGGCCAAGUCCGAGUGUGUCGACCCGUCCAUGAGGGGACGGUGAUGGGGUCGUCUCGCGUUGGGAUGAAGAGGUACCCCGUGGUAUGGAGCGGAAGUCCGGAACCGCGGCAGUCCUUAGUGACUGGUUGGCAGAGGAAACUCUCGAGUACCAAGAAGGAGGACAACUCAAUUAAAUACUUCGAUUGUCCGCGAGAUGAGAUGGACGCUUCCCUUCUCCCCAGCACAGCUCCAUCUCUUCUCGUGACCGCUUUCCCGUUUUUCAUCUCGCGCGCUUCGUCGCUCGGCGCGUGUCAAAACGAGUACAUUGCUCCGAGUGACACCGACAGACGCGCUCCGUGCCCCAUGCUCAACACCGUCACCAACCACGGCUACCUCCCGCGCAACGGCCUCAACAUCUCCAUGGACGAUCUGGCCCAGGGCCUCGCCGAGUCCAUCAACCUCGACCCGGCGGCCACGGCCAUCUUCGGCGCCGCCGCCGUCCUGACCAGCACGACCGGCAACCCGAACACCUUCAACCUGGACGACCUCGUCCUGCAGGGCCCGGGCCUGAUCGCGCACGACGCCUCGCUCUCGCGCGCCGACCAGUACUGGGGCAACGCGCUCACGCUGAACACGACCGUCUGGGGCGCGACGGCGGCCUUCUUCACCGGCCCGACCAUCGACGCCGCGACCGCCAAAGCCGCGCGCGACGCCCGCAUCGCCACGUCCAAGGCGACCAAUCCCGAGUUCGACCUGCCCCCGACGAUCCUCCGGAACAGCGCCAUCGAGUGGGCGGCCAUCCUGACCGUGUUCGAGGAGCCCGACAACGACCCUGCGGUCGCGGCGCCGGCGGUGACCGAAUGGAUCAAGACCGUCUUCGUCGGGCUUCGCUCUAGAACUAGAACGGCGCCGAGAUCUAGAUACACAUUAAUGGUUGACGAAUCACAAAGACGUCCGUCCGUCCCUCCUUGGUUGGAGCUGCUCGCGACGUUGUUGACAGUGUCCCUCAUCAAUCAUCUAUCUGAUGAUCGAUCGAUGUACCGGUAG